Volvox carteri f. nagariensis is the source of this 369-nucleotide messenger RNA. RefSeq lists its product as uncharacterized. The annotation marks the transcript as partial. Lineage: Eukaryota; Viridiplantae; Chlorophyta; Chlorophyceae; Chlamydomonadales; Volvocaceae. The record is from RefSeq and is a predicted model, not a curated record. The transcript has a single exon.
CCCGGUCCUCCACACAUCUAUCUGCGGCGGACCGCACCUCCCGGUCCUCCACACAUCUAUCUGCGGCGGACCGCACCUCCCGGUCCUCCACACAUCUAUCUGCGGCGGACCGCACCUCCCGGUCCUCCACACAUCUAUCUGCGGCGGACCGCACCUCCCGGUCCUCCACACAUCUAUCUGCGGCGGACCGCACCUCCCGGUCCUCCACACAUCUAUCUGCGGCGGACCGCACCUCCCGGUCCUCCACACAUCUAUCUGCGGCGGACCGCACCUCCCGGUCCUCCACACAUCUAUCUGCGGCGGACCGCACCUCCCGGUCCUCCACACAUCCAUCUGCGGCGGACCGCACCUCCCGGUCCGUGCCCACCA